GUGAUUUCUGUCCAAAAGUUCUGAACUGGGAGAGAGAUGGAGAGAGCAUUGAGAGCUUACGCUGCCGUGCUGAGGCUAGUGAGGCGAUUGCCGGAGGAUACAAGGCCGUACUACGCCAAGUACGUCCGCGAGAAUUUCGUCAACUACAGAGAUGUAGAGGUCACCGAUCCCAAAGCCGUCGAUGAGAUCUUCCACAGGACCUACAACCACUCUCUCUGGAUCCUCAACAAGUAUUCUAUUGACAAAUCGGCCGCGAAGAGGCUAAAGGAGAUCUGCCUCUGAUAGUGAAUGCCAAGUGUUUGAUGUUAUGCCUCUAUUGACUUUUCUGUGAGUUUCUAAACAGAUUUGGUAGUGGAGUUUUUUCUUUUCUUUGUUUAAUGCUUUUGAUCAUUUGAUCAUUUGUCUAAGGCGAUAAGCAGGCAUUGAUGCAGUUUACAGCAUUUAGUUAUCUUAGCAAAUUAAUAGAACCUGUAUUUUUUCUCUAGUUAUCUGAUUGGGAUUUGGAUUUGUUCAUCACAUUUUGAAUAAUUGAUAGUGAUAGGUGUGCCUCUGUAUGGUAUAUUUACCAAAUAAAUGGACACCUUUUGGUGAUUGCAUGC
Tripterygium wilfordii is the source of this 599-nucleotide messenger RNA. Its product is annotated as LYR motif-containing protein At3g19508. Bases 37 to 282 code for a protein of 81 amino acids. The transcript is spliced from 2 exons. NCBI's taxonomy places the organism in Eukaryota, Viridiplantae, Streptophyta, Magnoliopsida, Celastrales, Celastraceae. The record is from RefSeq and is a predicted model, not a curated record.